AUGGCUUUCGGAUAUUCAACUGAAUUGUCUUUCUUAUAUAUAGGCCGGGAGCUCACUGUGGCAUAUAUGGAUCCAACUGCCCGGAAUGGGUUAUGGCCAUGCAGGCAUGCAACAGUCAAGGAAUAUGUUAUGUGCCACUGUAUGACACCCUGGAUACUAGCAGUAGUCCCUAAGUGCACAGCCCAUCUUAGAGCCAUUGUUAGUUUCAGAGAUUUUACAAGUGAGAUGAAAACUGAAGCUGAGAAAUUUGGUAUAAACAUGAAAAUUCAGUCUGGAGGGAUGAUAGCCAAACACCUUUUUCAGUAUGCCUACAACUACAAACUUGCCAAUAUGAGGAAAGGGCUGAAGCAGCAUGAAGCAUCACCAUUUUUCGACAAGAUAGUUUUCAGCAAAAUAAAGGAAGGGCUUGGAGGGCGUAUACGCCUCAUGAUAGCAGGAGCAGCACCUUUGCCAGGGCAAAUCGAAGAGUUCAUGCGAGUAACCAGCUGCAGCAUUGUAGUACAAGGAUAUGGGCUCACUGAGAGUUGUGCAGGAUGCUUCACAUCAAUCGCCAAUGUUUUCUCAAUGAUUGGUACAGUUGGCCCUCCUGUCACAAUAAUCGAAGCACAACUGGAGUCUGUCCCUGAAAUGAGCUACGAUGCACUGUCAGACAUGCCGCUUUUGUGCCCAAGUUCUGAUCUAUUGAUCUCUUAG
Miscanthus lutarioriparius is the source of this 693-nucleotide messenger RNA. Lineage: Eukaryota; Viridiplantae; Streptophyta; Magnoliopsida; Poales; Poaceae. The record is from the annotation of a GenBank genome assembly.